Messenger RNA from Phytophthora nicotianae INRA-310, 1829 nucleotides. RefSeq lists its product as hypothetical. Bases 1 to 1320 code for a protein of 439 amino acids. The transcript is spliced from 9 exons. NCBI's taxonomy places the organism in Eukaryota, Oomycota, Peronosporomycetes, Peronosporales, Peronosporaceae. The record is from RefSeq and is a predicted model, not a curated record.
AUGGACCGGUCAAGUCUCGCACAGCGACGAAAACAGAUAAGAGAGAAGGAGAACGACAUCAGCAAAACCAAUUCUAGCGAGAAAGCAAUUAAGAAGAACAAAAUUGUCAAGGGAAAAGAAACAACGCGCAGCAUCGCGAACAAAGACCCACCGAGCGCAACGACAUUGCGAAAAGGUGAAUAUGAGCCGCAAUCGGUAGUACCAAGUAACACCAAUUCGCCUCAGGCGCCAUUUCCAUCGCCACUGAAAGGAAACUUUAGCUCAAAGCCAGUAAAAGUGACGACUGCUUACAAUCCUGAGAUCAAUGCUGAGCUCGUGGUGCAUAAGCUUCUACAGAGGUCGCAAUUUCGUGAUGUGGAGGAGUAUCUUCAGUCGGUAACAAAACCUGAUCUUUUCCAGCAAGCACUUGUGGUGGCAACACACGUUCAGGAGCUAAAGAAAAAACACGCGGAGGAUUUGGAAACCCUUGAUCAAGAGCUUGAUCAGUAUCAAGAAAAAUAUCGCUCUGUGACUAGUAAUUUGGCUGAACGAAAGCAGAUAUACGAAGAGCAAGAGAAAGAAAAGACCGAACUUUGUGAGCGUUUGGAGCGUGCAAAAGAGGAGAUUCAAUCCCUCGUCAGCACGAUUCGUGAACACAAAAAUAAGUUCAAGUCACUGGAGCAAACUAAGCAGGAACAAGUUCAAAUAAUCGAAGAAAUGUCAGAAAUCCGGAGACGACAAGAGGAGCAACUGAAUGUGGUCGAAAAGGAGAAUGAACAAGUUUUACGCUUUGCAAAGGAGCUUCAGGAACAGCAUACCAAACUGCAAGCUCAAAUGACGAUGAUUGAACGAGAUUGCAAGAGAUUUGAAGCCGAGCUGCAAGAAGAGCAAGAAACAAACUCUAAGUUGACGGUGAAAAUUGAGCAGAAAGAUCAAAUCUUGGAGUGGAUGUCGAGCGAGCUGGAAGACGCUCGAACCCAAAUGUCGACGCUGCAAGGCCAAAUUCAGUUGGAGACGAUCUCGAGACAUUCUGUCACUCAAGAGCGCGAUCGCCUACAGCAGCAGUAUCAAAUGGACCGACAAGACUGGAAAUCUACUCAGGAGCACCGAUACACGUUGGAGAAGAGAAAAGCAGACGAAUUCCGGAAGAUGGAUCUCGAACUUCGACGCUUGUCACAGGCUCUUUCACGAAUGCGAAUUGAAUGGGAAAGUGAGAAGUCCCAGCGGGAGAAAUCGGAGGACAGGUUGCAGGAGCUAGAGAUUUUCUUCGAUGUAUGUCAUGUUGAUACUGAACCACUCCAUUAUGAACUGCACGAUGACGAUUAUUUUUAUGGUGGCUAAUGCAGGAGACUAAAGUACACACACAAGCGAUGGAAGAAGAGGUUCAGCAAUUGAAGGCGCAGCUCAACGGUGUGAAAUGAGGGCACGAUAACAGAGCUCAUUAUUUCUUACAUUGUGUAAUCUUUGCUGAGUACAGAGGAGAAAGAGGCUCGGACAAGCAAGGACCAUGCUCUUCAGAUUGCCCAUCGGUGCUGAAAUCUUUUUUAUGUUUGUCGGUUAGCCGUUUAAAUUGAAAGUGAGUGUUGCAGGGAUCUUCAGGCGCUGCAGAAGAACUGCCAAGAUCAAGAAAACGCGAAAUUGGACGCUCAGAGUGAAGUGGCAUCUCUCAUUCAGCGGUACGUUAAGCUUUCCUUUUGAAUCGUUGGGUGUGGUGGACAUGACGAGUGACAUCCGCACAGAAUGAAGAUAAUUCGUCGCGAUCAUCUAGCGCUACUCCAUCGCGUCGAAGCGCCAAGUCAAUUAGGCGCACAUAGGCACACCAAGAUACAGACUAAUGAGUUCGAAUACUG